AGCCCGAUCCACCCCGGGCUCACUAUCGCCCCCCAAAAUUUCCUUUCGCUUUCGAUCUCUGGCUGUCACCCGGCCUGGCCCCUUCCACGCCCAGCCGGGGCAAGCCUGAUCUGGCCAUAGGCAUGAGGGGCCUCCGGCCGAGAUGAUAGUGCUGGCGCCAGCCUGGAGCCCAACUACCUCCCUGCUGCUGCUGCUACUGCUCAGCCCUGGCCUCCGCGGGUCCCCCGACUGUUCCUUCAGCCACAGCCCCAUCUCCUCCACCUUCAAGGUCACCAUCCGAAAGCUGUCUGAUUACCUGCUUCAGGAUUACCCAGUCACCGUCGCCUCCAACCUACAGGACGACGAGCUCUGUGGGCCAUUCUGGCGCCUGGUCCUGGCCCAGCGCUGGAUGGGUCGGCUCAAGGCUGUGGCUGGGUCCCAGAUGCAAAGCCUGCUGGAGGCGGUCAACACCGAGAUACAUUUUGUCACCUUGUGUGCCUUCCAGCCCCUCCCCAGCUGUCUUCGAUUCGUCCAGACCAACAUCUCCCACCUCCUGCAGGACACCUCCGAGCAGCUGGCGGCCUUGAAGCCCUGGAUCACCCGCAGGAAUUUCUCGGGGUGCCUGGAGCUACAGUGUCAGCCCGCAGACUCCUCCACCCCACUGCCCCCAAGGAGCCCCAGGGCCUUGGAGGCCACAGCCCUGCCAGCCCCUCAGGCCCCUCUGCUGCUCCUCCUGCUGCUGUUGCCUGUGGCUCUCUUGCUGAUGUCCGCUGCCUGGUGCCUGCACUGGCGAAGGAGGAGAUGGAGAACGCCCUGCCCCAGGGAGCAGAGGAAGACACUGAGGCCCAGAGAGAGGAAUCACCUGCCCGAGGACACAGAGCCGGGACUCGGAGAAACUCAGCUAGAGACUGGUUCCUUCCUCGACCACGCUGCCCCGCUCACUCUCCCCCCGGGAUGGAGGCAACGCCAGCCCCCAACGCCAGCCCCAGACCCACCUAUCCCCCUCUGUACAAAGUCCUUGUCCCCAGGAAAUUGUAUAUAAAUCAUCCUUUUCUACCA
Molecule: messenger RNA, 1038 nt
Organism: Leopardus geoffroyi (Geoffroy's cat)
Lineage: Eukaryota; Metazoa; Chordata; Mammalia; Carnivora; Felidae
Gene: FLT3LG
Product: fms related receptor tyrosine kinase 3 ligand
Exons: 8
Coding region: 143-1021 (292 amino acids)
Biological process (GO): positive regulation of cell population proliferation
Cellular component (GO): cell surface; membrane
Molecular function (GO): receptor tyrosine kinase binding; cytokine activity
Source: RefSeq, a predicted model, not a curated record